UUUACGCUGUCAAGACAAAUUCCAUACAUGCACGGGUCACUCGUGCAGUUCAAUGCUGCAGUCCAUUUGAGGAUCGAGCACAAUACAGCAACGAUAAUCACUUGUUGCCGGAGGAAUUUUAUUGACCUGGGAGUUUCAAAUAUUUUAAAUAACAAAUUCUUAUCGUCAAGACUAAUCGCACUCUCAGCUUUACUUCCACUAAUAAAAAACAGUAAAAAGUGUCAGUUCUUUUCAUCCACUUCUUAUUGAUCUGAGAAAUUUGAAUACAAUUUGAACAUAAAGUUUGUCGACGGGAGAAAAAGGUGUCGGGGCUUCUCGGUGAAUCUAUUUUCAACCCCGGAUACAUGUAGUCAAGUAGGUACUGGACUCCUGAUCUGUACGCAGUUGACUUUUGCUCCUCACUCAGAAAAAUCCCGGUAACUUGAUCACUCAGUGCCGCGAUUAUCCUUCAUCCUAUGAAAAAAAACGUGAAUUUUGGCUAAAAAGGUGUCCAACAUCCUCAACACGUGAAGGUCAUACAGAAUUCGCCAAAGACUAGCCUGGUUUAGGAGAAUGGACGAUCCUGAGAGAAUGGAGCACCUCAUCCGUCGUCACCUGUCCUCCUGUGGUCUCCUGGCGUGUGGAGACCUCCCCUGGUGCAUAAAAUCCUCGGAAUUAAAUGGACGUGGGCUCUUUGCCGCCCGAGACAUUGCCCAGGGUGAGGAGAUAGUAGUCGACGCUCCAGUCGUACUCGGCCCCAGGUGCGGUGAGAAUAAAUUCCCCAUGUGCGUCAACUGUCACAGAACAGGCAUCACACUGUUCCCCUGCGACCGGGGCUGCGGUCUUCCUGUGUGCUCUGAUACCUGUGAAAAUGCCCCAGAGCACGUGGACAGGGAGUGCGAAAUUCUGAGGAAGUGGAGGCCCAACUGUGGACCCAUGUUCUCCAAGGAACUGUUGAUGUCCGUAAUUGUGGUCCGUUCGUUAGUUCUUGGGGAUGAGGAUAAGGAACUCAUAAUGGCGUUCAAGGGUCACGGAGGCUCACGUCACGGUCGAGAGAUAGAAUUAUUGAAAAGGAAUUUGGAUGGAGAGAUAGACCCCGAGGACGAAGAGUUUAUGCUGAAUGUCUGCAAGAUAAUGGACACGAAUGCAAUGGAGACAGCGACUAUUGCUGACAAUUUGAGAACGAUCAGUCUGAGGGGUAUCUACCCCAUCGGAGCAAUGCAGAAUCACUCGUGCACCCCUAACACUCGCCACUUCUUCAAGACUAAUGACAUAAUGAGUGUUUAUGCUGCUGUGGACAUCAAGAAGGGUGAAGAGCUAACUAUGACGUACAUUAGCCCCUUUUGGGACACCUUCAUCAGGAGGAGGUAUCUCAUGAUGUCAAAGCACUUUGAGUGCAGAUGUCGAAGGUGUUCUGAUCAAAGUGAAUAUGGCAGCAAUGUUGGAGCAAUGUGGUGCGCCAACAUCAGCUGCUAUGGCCUCAUGCUUCCUGUUGAUCCUCUGAGCUGGACAACACCCUGGAUCUGUAAGCAAUGCGGCCAAACAGUUUCCUUUCGCCAGAUUAAGGCAAUCAUCUCAGGAAUUGACUCAAUCGUAAACGGGUAUCUGUACAAGUCUCCACGAGAAAUUCUCAAUUUCGUGAGGGGAGAAUUGAAAAUUCUCGUUCCAGAGAUGAAUAGCUCGAUGUUACAAAUGAAAUAUCGAGUUAUCUCGUACUUCGGGAGGACUGAAGAACUUCAGUUCAAAGAUUUAACAGAUGAAGAGCUCCAAGUAAAAUCUAAAUAUUGUCAGGAGUUACUCGAUAUGAUAGAUAAAUUGCAGCUGGGUGAUUGUCAACUAAAAGGAUUCAUUUUGUACGAAUUAUACUGUACCAUAAAAGAAGAAUCAUCUCGCAGACAGUACGAGAUAUCAACUCCAACUUCAAAGGAAUUCAAGAGGAAUACCCGGAAAAUCCUCGACAAGGCCGUGGAGAUUCUGCAGGAUGACGUAGCAUCACCGGAUGAUCUAAAGUCACUCAAGACUUCGAAUACCUCAACAGGCACUAACCCCUGAUUAUAUUGAUCAAACAAGAAUACCCAUCACGGCACCCACCAGUGCCCCGUACAGUCCUCCUCACCACAAUAAAACGCCCAUGGAAUUCAUCAAUAAACACUGUUGAAUGGUCCUGGCACAUCAUAUCAAAUUUCCAAACAAAAAUCGGUAAUUCAGCUAAAGUGAAAAAUUAUUCUUUUAGGGUUUUUUCACAUAUUCGUCAACUACCUGAAAAGAAGUUAUCUUUUUUUCAUUCUGUACUUUCAUCUGAAGCGUUUUAUGAAACAGGGAAAUUAAUUUUUAGUUUCCAACAACACCCCUUGAUAUUUUCCACAAAAGUACAGAGCAUUCGAAACAAUUAAAUUAGCAUUUUAUUCAAUAAACUUGAACGUUUCGCUAUUUAGUCAAUAAA
This is a messenger RNA of Diachasmimorpha longicaudata, 2422 nucleotides long. Its product is annotated as SET domain-containing protein SmydA-8-like. The transcript has 8 exons. Gene Ontology annotation, molecular function: protein binding. The record is from RefSeq and is a predicted model, not a curated record. Bases 553 to 2031 code for a protein of 492 amino acids. NCBI's taxonomy places the organism in Eukaryota, Metazoa, Arthropoda, Insecta, Hymenoptera, Braconidae.